Molecule: messenger RNA, 3597 nt
Organism: Kuraishia capsulata CBS 1993
Lineage: Eukaryota; Fungi; Ascomycota; Pichiomycetes; Pichiales; Pichiaceae
Exons: 1
Coding region: 1-3597 (1198 amino acids)
Biological process (GO): calcium ion transmembrane transport; intracellular calcium ion homeostasis
Cellular component (GO): intracellular membrane-bounded organelle; membrane
Molecular function (GO): ATP binding; P-type calcium transporter activity; ATP hydrolysis activity
Source: RefSeq, a predicted model, not a curated record
AUGGAUCCAACAACAUCCACCGCUGGUGGCCAUGCUAGCCGAUUUUCACUAUCGCCUGCCGAUCUUUCGGGUGUUUUAGACCCAAAGUCCAUCAGGGCUUUACUCAAAUUGGGCGGUAUCGAAGGUCUGGUGGCUAAACUCGCUACAGACAGAAGCAAGGGUUUGAGCGCGUCAGAGGACUUGAGUCUGCGCAAAUCGCAAUAUGGUGAGAAUUUCUUACCACCAAAAGUGUCUAGAUCGUUUCUGGGGCUUUGCUAUGAUGCCAUGAAGGACAAGAUCUUGAUUAUGCUUUCGGUUGCGGCUGUGGUGUCACUGGCUCUUGGAUUAUACGAGACUUUUGGCCAGCCCGCAGAAAUCGACUCAGAGGGAAAGAAAGAGCCAAAAGUCGAGUGGGUCGAAGGUGUUGCCAUUAUCGUUGCAAUUGUGAUUGUAGUGGUGGUUGGUGCCGUCAAUGACUACAAUAAAGAACGUCAGUUUGCCAAACUGAACUCGAAGAAGGAGGACAGAACUGUGGUUGUAAUCCGCGACUCCAGCAAAGUCGUUAUUAGCAUCAAAGACGUUGUUGUUGGAGAUCUUCUUGUUUUGGAAGUUGGUGAUGUCAUUCCGGCUGACGGUAUUCUGGUAGAUGGUACUUGCGAGUGUGAUGAGUCUUCUCUUACAGGUGAAACCAACACGAUUAUCAAAGUCCCUGCUGAUGUUGCUGAAAAUUGGAUUCACAACCAAACAGACGAUAGCCUUGAUCUCGGAAUCAAGGGUUGUCCUGAUCCAAUGGUGAUCUCUGGAUCCAAGUUGUUAUCUGGCCAAGCCACUGCUCUUGUUGUCAGUGUUGGUGAACACUCCCUUCACGGGAAGAUAAUGAGCUCGCUUCAAAUCGAAACUGAAGAAACGCCUUUACAGGUGAGAUUGAAUGGGCUUGCUGAUGGCAUUGCUAAGUUCGGUCUGAUUGCUGCAUUGAUCCUGUUCAUUGUGCUCUUCAUCAAGUUUUGUGUCAGUUUGAACGGCGAGUACAAGAACUUCACUGGUCCUGAGAAGGGCACCAAGUUCUUGAAUAUUCUGAUCACAGCUAUCACGAUUGUUGUUGUUGCAGUUCCAGAAGGUCUUCCUUUGGCAGUGACAUUAGCACUUGCUUUUGCUACCACCCGAAUGGCCAAAGAUGGUAAUCUUGUCCGUGUUUUGAAAAGUUGUGAGGUAAUGGGCGGUGCCACAGCUGUUUGCUCUGAUAAGACGGGAACUCUGACUGAGAACAAAAUGAAGGUUGUAAAGGGACUCGUUGGCACUGCCAGCUUCGAUGAUACUCACAACAAUAGCUCCAUCGCUAACUCCCCAGCAGUCAUUCAAGAGACGAGCAAUGAUCUGAUUAACUCCUUAAAGGAUAAUAUACUUCUGAACUCAACGGCAUUUGAGACUGUUGAAGAAGUCGAGGACGAGGUCGCUGCUCCCACUGGGUUGUUUUCCAAAUUCAAAAAGCCCACUGAGGAGAGAAAAACUGAAAAAACUCCUUACGUGGGGUCCAAAACCGAGUCUGCUUUGUUGAUUUUUUCCCAGAACUUUCAUGAUUAUUCUAAGCAGAGUCUGAGUGAGUUUAGAAGGGUUAACUCGGACAGGAUAGUCCAGGUCAUCCCAUUCGAAAGUUCUAGAAAAUGGGGAGGAAUAGUGGUAAAGACUUCCUGGGGUUUCAGACUCUACAUUAAAGGAGCCGCAGAACUGGUUUUUGACCGUUGUAAGUCAAGAAUUGCGGAAGGCGGAGAGGUGAAGGCGAUAACGAGCGACUCUAAAGCUAAGAUUGACUCCACGAUCAACUCGUAUGCGGAGGGAGCUCUGAGAACGUUAACGCUGGCCCAUAGAGAUUUCAAAGGUGUAUCUGAUUGGCCACCCAGAGAACUUAGACAAAGUGGUCUGAAUAUUGAGGCUAAGCCGAUUGCAGAUCCUGAACUUUUAUUUGGUGAAGUCACGGAGAGGGAAACCUUAGAUACUAACGAAUCACGGGAGCAGGGUGUCCCAAUGAUCUUUGUUGGAAACGAAGUAGACUCUGCCACCGAGUCAAAUGAUGGCCUGAUUUUGGAUGCCAUUGUUGGUAUUCAGGACCCUUUGAGACCGGGAGUCAAAAGUGCCAUUUCCAAGUGUGCUCAAGCUGGGGUGAGAGUGCGUAUGGUCACUGGUGACAGUGUGGUUACUGCUCGUGCCAUUUCUAUGGAGUGUGGUAUACUCGACGAAGAAAAUGUUUCUGUUCCAGAAUCAUGCAUGGAAGGUCCAAAAUUUAGGGCUCUUUCAGAACGGGACCGUAUUGAAAUUGUUCCUAGGCUUUGUGUUUUAGCCAGAUCAAGUCCCGAGGAUAAGAGAGUUUUGGUGGACACUUUGAGAAAGUUGGGCGAAGUGGUUGCCGUUACCGGAGAUGGAACAAACGAUGCACCUGCUCUGAAGCUUGCUGAUGUCGGGUUUUCCAUGGGGAUUGCAGGGACCGAAGUGGCCAGAGAAGCUUCUGAUAUUAUUCUGAUGACUGAUGAUUUCAGUGCCAUUGUCGAUGCCAUCAAAUGGGGCAGAACUGUUAGCUGCUCCAUAAGAAAGUUUGUCCAAUUUCAGUUGACUGUUAACGUCACAGCCGUGGUUUUGACUUUUGUUUCUGCUGUCGCAGACUCCGAAGGUCGUUCAGUGCUGACCGCUGUACAGCUUUUAUGGGUCAACUUGAUCAUGGAUACCCUUGCAGCAUUAGCUCUCGCAACCGACAAGCCAGACGACUCGCUGUUGAAUAGAAAACCCGCUGGAAGAACUGCUCCAUUGAUCAGUGUCUCGAUGUGGAAGAUGAUUUUUGGACAAAGUUUCGUUCAACUUAUCAUCACCUUCGUUCUGCAUUUUGCCGGAGGCAGUAUCUUUUUUGGCUCAGAUGUGUCUGAUCAUCAAAAGGAGCAAAUUUCAGCGCUGACCUUCAACGCAUUUGUUUGGUUGCAGUUCUUUAACCUGUUCUUGACAAGAAAGCUAGACGAAGGCGACGGACUGACGAAGAUCAAGGAACGCAUCACCAUGGACAAUUUGAAUUUUACUUCUCAUCUGUUCCGUAAUUGGUACUUCAUCAGUAUCGCUGUUAUCAUUGGUGGUUUCCAAAUCCUUAUCAUGUUCGUGGGAGGUGCUGCAUUCAGUAUCGCACAUCAAACAGGUGGCAUGUGGGGUACUGCAAUCAUCUGCGGUAUUCUGUCGUUGCCAUGGGGCGUUGUGAUCCGUAUUAUUCCUGAUGUGUGGGCUUCCAAAGUUUUCCCUACGAGAGCGUAUUUGCUCGUCUCAAAGCUGUGGACCAGACGGAAGAAGGUUAAAGAUGUUGAGAAGCAGGACUCAGAGGCAGGAAAUGCAUCAGAUCCUGUGUAUAAGGCAAAGGAGUAUUUGACCGUCAAUCCACCUGCAAAGGGUGGCUCUUUGAGAGACUGGUGGAGUAACAGGUCGAGGACUUCAAGCGAGUCCACCCUAUAUGGAGGACAGAGUUCCUCAGUUUCCUUCCAGACAGAUGACGCAUCAUCUGCUGUCCCGUCAACUGUGGUCGCAUCCAUCAUACCGUCUGUGGUCGGAGGGUCAGUAGCUGGAUGGCACACGUCGGAACAAAAAACUUGA